Molecule: messenger RNA, 1477 nt
Organism: Elaeis guineensis (African oil palm)
Lineage: Eukaryota; Viridiplantae; Streptophyta; Magnoliopsida; Arecales; Arecaceae
Product: cyclin-dependent kinase B1-1
Biological process (GO): protein phosphorylation; regulation of G2/M transition of mitotic cell cycle; regulation of gene expression
Cellular component (GO): cyclin-dependent protein kinase holoenzyme complex; cytoplasm; nucleus
Molecular function (GO): ATP binding; cyclin binding; cyclin-dependent protein serine/threonine kinase activity
Source: RefSeq, a predicted model, not a curated record
UGUCGGCGGGCCACGCCAAAAUAAAAGUAAUAACAAAAAAACCCGGAGACCAACCGCCUCUUGCAGUAUUGCUUUUCCCUCCGCUUCCAUUUCAAAACCUCAUCACCUCUCUCACUCUAUAUAAGCCUCCUAUCUCGAUCUAGGGUUUAUAUCGUUUCUCUUCUCUUCCCCAAAGAUUGACUCGAGGGAUCAAUCGAUCGAUCGGUCAUUUGUUAGGGUAUCGGUGGACCGGUGUUUGUGGAGCAGAGGCGGGCGAUUGGCUUUGGAGAGCGAAGACAGAUGGAGCAGUACGAGAAGCUGGAGAAGGUCGGGGAGGGGACGUACGGGAAGGUGUACAAGGCGAAGGACAACGCGACGGGGCAACUGGUGGCCCUCAAGAAGACCCGCCUCGAGAUGGACGAGGAGGGCAUCCCCCCCACCGCCCUCCGGGAGAUCUCCCUCCUCCAGCUGCUCUCCCAGAGCAUCUACGUCGUCCGAUUGCUGAGUGUAGAACAUGUGGACAAGAACAGGAAGCCCCUUCUUUACCUAGUAUUUGAGUAUCUUGACACUGAUCUCAAGAAGUUCAUCGAUUUCCACCGCAGGGGCCCAAGCCCCAGGCCUCUCCCACCAUCCGUUGUUCAGAGCUUUUUAUAUCAGUUGUGCAAAGGAGUCGCCCACUGUCAUAGCCAUGGCGUGCUUCACAGGGAUUUGAAACCUCAAAAUCUAUUGGUUGACAAAGAGAAGGGCAUUCUGAAGAUUGCUGAUCUUGGGCUAGGAAGAGCCUUUACCAUCCCUCUUAAGAGCUACACCCAUGAGGUCUUGCAUUAUCAGCCAUACUUAGUUUUCUCAUCAAGAAAUCAACUUCAACCUAGUCUUGAGAUUUUUCUAAUUGUCACACUGUGGUAUCGAGCUCCCGAGGUUUUGCUAGGAACCACCCACUACUCAACUGGAGUUGAUAUGUGGUCUGUUGGAUGUAUAUUUGCUGAAAUGGUGAGGAGACAAGCUCUUUUUCCAGGUGACUCAGAAUUGCAACAAUUGCUUCACAUCUUCAGGUUGUUAGGGACUCCAACUGAGGAACAAUGGCCUGGAGUUAGCACUCUGCGUGAUUGGCACGAAUAUCCACAGUGGGAGCCCCAGAACUUGGCACGUGCAGUUCCAGGCUUGGAAGCUGAAGGCGUGGACCUUCUAUCGAAAAUGCUUCAACAUGACCCAGCUAACAGAAUAUCAGCCAAAGCAGCAAUGGAACAUCCCUACUUUGAUAGCCUUGACAAGUCACAAUUCUAGUGCUUUUGCUUCAUCAUACUGGUUUUGCUAGGAGCUUUAUCACUCACAAGCCAGAUUUGAACAAAAGAGUGGUUGUUUGGUGUGCAUGGCAACCAUACUAGUUGCUGUGGCAUGUGACAUCUUGAUUGAUGAAUGUAUUUCUUUAGUUGUCAUGGCUUUAUAUUGUUAUACAUGUCCGCUCGAGCAAUGAAAAGUUUGCAUGCCAUCGAUUCAA